This is a messenger RNA of Entamoeba invadens IP1, 267 nucleotides long. Its product is annotated as heat shock protein, putative. Gene Ontology annotation, biological process: protein folding. The transcript has 2 exons. The record is from RefSeq and is a predicted model, not a curated record. Lineage: Eukaryota; Evosea; Mastigamoebida; Endamoebidae. Gene Ontology annotation, molecular function: ATP-dependent protein folding chaperone; ATP binding. Bases 1 to 267 code for a protein of 88 amino acids. Gene Ontology annotation, cellular component: cytosol; nucleus.
AUGUACUUUUCUAAUAGUAUACCAUCACCUCUUGUUAGAUUCAUCCACGCAACUCAUUUAGUAGUGAUCGAUAAUGUCAAGGAUGAAGACGGGAAAACGAAUGCGGAGUGGCAACAGAACAAGUCAUCAUGUGUUGCCUUCACAGACAGCGAGAGGCUGAUUGGCGAUGCAGCAAAGAACCAGAUUGCGAUGAAUGUGAAGAAUACAGUCUUUGAUGCAAAGAGACUGAUUGGAAGACGCUUCAGUGAUCCAGCAAUUCAACAGUGA